CACUCUCCUCUUCAUUAUGGUUAGUAAUUGUAGCGGUGUAAUAAAGGUUUCUUCCAUAUUCCAUUCUGCUACGCCUAUUAGCAGUGGUAGUUGUCGGAGGAGGAUAUCAUCUCCAUUCUCCAUCUUCUUCUUAUUUUUGUGCUUCUUUUUUGACCGAAACUGACAGGCACAGGCCUCGCUUAAACUCUUUGAUAGACAAAACUCAAUUUAUUACUACCACUGCUACUUCCAUCAGCAGCUUCAUUCUCAGUGCCAUCUCCACUCCCAAUUCUAUCCUCGCCCAAAAUACCCAACUUGACGAUAAUUUUAAAGAUGGCACUGAUGCUCUGAAUCACGAAACCACCCGCCCAAAUGACCAGCUUGACAUUUCCAACUUGUGUUUGCCUCAGCGACUUAUCCAAACUCUUCACACUCAAGGAAUUACUAUUCUUUUCACCAUUCAAGUCAGUACUUCCCUCCUUUUCCCCUUCAUCUCUUUAUUUGCAAUACUGGAUAGUAUUUUCUUAUGGAGUAUCCUCUUAUUGUUUUUCUAGAUUGUAUUGCUUUUGUUUUUCCCUUGAAUGAUUUAGAGAGCUGUUUUAGUCCCAGCACUAGAAGGUCGAGAUAUCAUUGCUCGUGUAAAGAAUCGGACUGGAAAGGCAUUAGCUUUUGGCAUUCCCAUCAUCAAACGCCUCACUGAACAAACAAGUUCACAGAUACUCAUAAUGCCACAUAUCAUGUCUCCCUUUAUAAUUCUUUGAAUUCAUGACCUCAAUGUCUUUCUUUUCUAAUUAACUUUACAGGCCAAAUGGUAGGCUUCCUAGAGUUUUGGUCCUAACACCGACUCGGGUGUUAGCGAAGCAAGUAGAGAAAGAAAUGAAAAGGUCUGCACCUUAUUUGAAUACUGUCUGUGCCUAUGGAGGGGUUUCGUAUAUCAUCCAGCAAAAUGCUCUUUCUCGCGGGGUUGACAUUGUAGUUGGAACUCCAGGUCGAACCAUUGAACUAUUGAAAGGUAACAGCCUCAAAUUGGGAGAGGUUGAGUAUUUGGUCCUUGAUGAAGCUGAUCAAAUGCUUUCAUUUGGAUUUGAGGAGGAUGUGGAAAUUAUUUUCGGAAAUCUACCAUCAAAGCACCAGAGCAUGUUUUUCUCUGCAACUUUGACUUCCUGGGUUAAGAAAUUGGCAAGGAAAUAUUUGGACAGUCUUUUGCAGAUUGAUCUGGUUAUUCACUGAGCUUCCCGAUGAUCCAGAAACUUUUGUGCAUCGAUGUGGUCGUACUGGUUGUGCAGGGAAGGAAGGUACUGUUAUUUUAAUGUUUACCAGCAAUCAAAGGAGUGCAAUCAGAACCUGGAGCGUGUUGCGGGGUGCAAAUUUGAGUUUGUUAAUCCACCAGCUAUUGAAGAGGUUUUGGAGUCAUCAGCUGAGCAAAUGGUUGCUACUUUAGACGGAGUUCAGCCUGAGUCCUCACAGUUUUUCGCCCCAUCUGCCCAGAAAUUGAUCGAAGAACAACGAAGAAGUGCUCUUCCUACUAGACUAGGACAUUUGAGCAAAAAUUAAAGGAACCUCAUGCAGAAGUAUCUGCUUUAGGUCGGCAUAUAAGCAUGUCUGCUCAGGAAGCACGGAGAGUAAUUGAUCAGAUUCGUGGAAGAUCUUACGAAGAAACACUCAUGAUACUGGAGCUGAUGCCUAAUCGAGCAUGUUAUCCCGUUCUUGAAUUGGUUUAUUCUGCAGCAGCAAAGCCAAUUUAGUUAUUAGAAAAGAUGGUGAAUGAAGGUGGUACUGUGUAAAGGGCGACGUCAUGUCAUGUAAUCAGAAGACUGAAUUGUUAUAAUGGAGGAUAUGAAUAUAUGCAAUAUUAUUUAAUAGAGUAAGUAUUCCACUUGGUGCUAAGGUCCAAGACGAUCCGUUUCUCUGGUUUGCACAAGGAACGAUGUUAUUUUAAUUUUUAA
Messenger RNA from Populus trichocarpa (black cottonwood), 1925 nucleotides. RefSeq names its product DEAD-box ATP-dependent RNA helicase 3, chloroplastic. Lineage: Eukaryota; Viridiplantae; Streptophyta; Magnoliopsida; Malpighiales; Salicaceae. Gene Ontology annotation, molecular function: nucleic acid binding; ATP binding. Bases 856 to 1209 code for a protein of 117 amino acids. The record is from RefSeq and is a predicted model, not a curated record. The transcript has 2 exons.